Molecule: messenger RNA, 1116 nt
Organism: Prunus avium (sweet cherry)
Lineage: Eukaryota; Viridiplantae; Streptophyta; Magnoliopsida; Rosales; Rosaceae
Source: RefSeq, a predicted model, not a curated record
AUGGCAGAUGAAGCUGAAAGAGCAGUGAGGGAAUUUGGCCCCCCAGUGGCAACUCCCUCAGCGAUCCGACGUCCUUCUAUUGCAGCCAACAAUUUUGAGAUCAAGCCAGCCAUGAUCACCAUGCUACAGAAUUCAUCCGUAUUUUGUGGUCUGCCGAAUGAAGAUCCAAAUAUACAUCUUGCGAUAUUUUUGGAGAUUUGUGACACAUCCAAGUUCAAUGGGGUAUCUGACGAUGCGAUUCGUUUAAGGCUAUUCCCCUUUUCCUUGAAGGAUAAAGCCAAGCUUUGGUUACUGUCACAGCCACAAGACUCCAUCCGUACUUGGGAUGAUUUAUCCAAGAAAUUCUUUGCUAAAUUUUUCCCACCAGCCAAAACUGCAAAAUUCCGACAAGAUAUUAUGUCAUUCGCUCAGUAUGAUAAGGAGCCUUUAUAUGAAGCUUGGGAACGAUUCAAAGAUUUGUUGCGCAAGUGCCCUCACCAUGAGCUACCAACCUGGAUUCAAGUUCAAACUUUCUACAAUGGGUUGAGUCAAACAAGCAGGACACUAGUUGAUGCAGCUGCUGGAGGGGCUUUAAUGGCAAAAACGGCUACUGAAGCAUUUGAAUUAUUGGAGACCAUGGCAUCCAACAACUACCAAUGGCCGAGUGAGAGAAUGAAUCCGAAGCCAGCUGGGGUCUUGGAAGUCGAUGCUAUGGCUUUGCUAAAAGCAAAAAUUUCUAACCUUACUAAAAAAGUUGAUUCUUUGAGUGUUAAUGCUAUAAACACUAAUACUAAUUUUGGUUGUGAUUUUUGUGCAGGUCCUCAUCCAAGUUCAGAUUGCACCACAGGGAACCCAUUCACGUCUGUUGAGCAAGUCAAUCAGGUUGGAGAAUUUAAUCGACAAAUAAAUAAUCCUUAUUCCAAUACAUACAACCCCGGUUGGCGAAACCAUCCAAAUUUUUCAUGGAGCAAUACUCAGAAUGUGCAGAGACCACCACCUGGCUUUCCAACUCAAGAGAAGAAAGUAAAUUUGGAAGAUGCGCUUACUCAGUUGACUACGUCUACCACCCAAUUUAUGACUGAAACAAAAACCCAAUUUCAAAAUCAGAGCGCUUCUAUUCGGAAUUUGGGGGUGCAA